Molecule: messenger RNA, 6671 nt
Organism: Procambarus clarkii (red swamp crayfish)
Lineage: Eukaryota; Metazoa; Arthropoda; Malacostraca; Decapoda; Cambaridae
Product: nicotinamide phosphoribosyltransferase
Biological process (GO): NAD+ biosynthetic process
Molecular function (GO): nicotinamide phosphoribosyltransferase activity
Source: RefSeq, a predicted model, not a curated record
UUAGUUUCGUGAAUUACAUUCAGUUGACACUUGGCAGUCAUGGAGGGAGGUGUUGUUGACAAUGUUAUUCUGCUUGCUGACUCGUACAAGAGUUCUCACCACUGUCUUUACCCUCCUGGUACCACAUCAGUGUACUCGUAUUUUGAGUCACGUGGAGGCAGGUUUCCUUACACUGUUUUCUUUGGUCUACAAUACAUUCUUAAACGAUGGCUGCAAGGUCCAGUAUUAACAAAGGAAAAUAUUCAGGAAGCUAAAGAACUCUUUGCUGCUCACUUCAAAAAUGACAAUGUAUUCAAUGAAGAGGGCUGGAACUACAUCCUUGAACGACAUGGUGGAAGGCUACCAAUACGUGUGUGUGCUGUACCCGAGGGAACAGUCGUCCCCACAAAAAAUGUUCUCUUUACUGUUGAAAGCACGGACCCAAUGGUACCUUGGGUCACUAACUUCUUCGAGACACUAUUGGUUCAAGUAUGGUACCCCACGACAGUUGCAACAAAUUCUCGGAUUCAAAAGCAAAUAAUUCAUCGGUACCUGGAGGAUACACAUGACAACUUGGAUCCCCUUCCAUUUGCACUGCAUGAUUUUGGAUACCGAGGAGCAUCAUCUGUAGAAAGUGCUGCCAUUGGUGGGGCAUCCCAUCUAGUAAACUUUAAGGGAUCAGACACUGUUGCUGCGCUGUCUUUAUUACGCAAGUACUACAAUUCGCCUAUUGCGGCUUUCUCCAUCCCAGCAUCUGAACAUUCCACAAUCACCACCUGGGGGCGGGGCGGCGAGGCGAAUGCUUUUCGGAACAUAAUGGAGUCUUACCCAGAUGGCGUGGUAGCUUGUGUGAGUGACUCGUACGACAUCUGGAACUGCUGCGAAAAGAUCUGGGGAGAGGAACUGAGAGACCUGGUGAUCAAGAGAGGCAAGAGCGGAGGAGCCUUGUGUAUCCGGCCAGACAGUGGUGACCCCGCAAGUGUGGUACUCAAGUGUUUAAAAAUUCUUGGCAAGGCAUAUGGAACAAUUGAAAAUUCCAAAGGCUUUAAACUUCUUCCUCCAUAUGUGAGAGUGAUUCAAGGUGAUGGUAUAUCAUACAGAACUAUAGGAGCCAUUUUGGAGAAUUUAAAGAUACACGGGUGGUCUGCUGCAAAUGUUGUCUUCGGCAGUGGUGGAGCUCUAAUCCAGAAGGUUGAUCGUGACACCCAAAAAUGUGCCUACAAGUGCAGUUAUGCCAUAAUUAAUGGUGAAGGAGUGGAAGUGUACAAGGAGCCGAUCACUGACCUCGGUAAGACGAGCAAGAAAGGGAAGCUGGCGCUACACCAGGUGAAUGGAACGUACAAGACUCUUGAAGGUGGAAGAGGUGACCCAAAAAUGGCAUCGUGCGUCUGCGAGGUGAUUCAGGAGUUCAUCACUAAGGAACCAUACUACUGCCCAUAUCUAAAACAGAGAAGGCCUCAUUGUGUUCCACCCUUGAAACUGUCCCCUUGCCCGUCUUUCUGUGAGGUGCAAACUCAGAGAGACGAUUUAAUUUAUUCAGAUUUGUCCUGUCCUUAUGUAUCUAAAUGUCCCUCCGCAUUAUAUAAACCUAACUCCAAAGAAAAUAAAAAGCUCAUACAGGGGAGCAAGAGGAGGUUGCAAAACGCACCAUUUGUGUCAUCCUUAUCGAGUCAGUCACCCUCGUGUACCUUGCAUUGUAAUAAUGUUUUAAUUUCUCAAACUGUUCCAUUAAAGAUAAAUCAUGAAUGUUUAGAUACACAAGGCUCACAAUCUCCUGUUGACUCUUGUUCUACUUCCCUUUGCAAACAAUCCUUUUUUGAUUUUGUUCCCGUCAAGCCCUUCUCAUCCUCACCUUUCGACAUAGAUGCAGUCUUCUCCCAACACAGUGGCAAGGAUAUAUUGAUUCCAGUUUUUGAGAAUGGAGAAUUGUUGAAAGACUAUACUCUAGAGGAAGUACGAAAACGCGCCGAGUUGGGCUCGGAUGACAUUGACGUUUUCAAGUUUUUAAGUGAAGAAAAAUCUUAGUUUUAGAUAGUACUGUAGUUGAUCGGUUGUUAUGGUUGAUUAACAGUUACACUGUUUAGUUACUUAAAAAAUACUACAUCAUGGUGCAUUGGACAAAAUAUAGUUAAGUCAAAUAAACAAAGCAAAGUUCAUAUUGUGAGUUGCAUGCAGGAGUUAAUUGCAAAUAGGAGUUGUAGCAGUGUAAGGGUUAAUGUACACCAAAUGAUUUUUUAUACUGAGAUACAUCUUUUUAAAUUUUGGAAUAUCUGAUGCAAGAUUGUGCUGACUUUUUGAGUGAAUAUAGUAUAAAUAGUGCACUAUAUUAACAGUAUAAUAUCAACGAAGUUGAGGCUUGGGAGGAAUGAGAAAAAGAAUAAUUAUACUUCUAUAUUUAGUUCAACUUGUAAACCGUAGUCUCGGUUAUCACAUUACCUCAGGUUUUAAGAAUAGUCAUAUUUGUAUUUUGUAAAUCUUUAUUGUUUACUUCUAUACCAUAAAGCACAAGAUGCUAUAUACAGUCCUUCAAGUUUAUUUGGGAUAUAUACAUUAGAUCCCCAAUUGUUACAUAUUUUACAUCUUCAAAUGCAUAUUCACACAAUCAACAUAUGCAGCACAGCAUUAUAAUUUGCAAGCUAGCAUUUUUAUUUUUAUGAACUGGAGAAAUUCCUAAAGAGUUUGAGAAAAAGCAUAGUUGAAAAUUAAUAAAAGAAAACUUAUCACUAUAUAUUUUCUUUGACAUAGUGUAUCAGUGUCUGUAUGCGCUGCUAAGACAGUACAAUAACAGCACCUAAGUUUAUUAGAUUUUCAGGAUUUAAAUGUUCAAUGCAAAUACAAGAAAAGCAAUUUACAUUAUUCUGCUGAGCUAACAAAUUUCUUUCCCAUAAAUUCUUAAUAAACAAGAGGCAAGCUUGAUAGUUCAAAUUAUCACAGUGUAAACUAAAGUUGAUGUAAUGUUUGUAAAGUUGUAAACUAAAAUUUUUUAGUUAAGAGGUGGUGGGAUGAUAGUAAUCUUACUCCUAACCAAAGAGCACAAGCUCCUUAUAUUUUAAUAAUGAUCAUUUCGUCGGGAACAGGCACACCGUAUAAGCAUAUACGUUAGGUUUGUAUCGAGGCUUGUAUACAAGGUCAAGAACAUUGUAUUAAAGUCCCAAUGGGUCAGACUAACGACCCACCCCAGGAUGCAACUCUACAACAGUUGACUAACUCCCAGGUACCAGUUUAGCGUUUGGUGAGGCAUUUGAUGAAAGGAGUCCUAGCUCCAAAGAUUUGAAGUCCCAGCCAUGUCUUUCCCACCUAGAAAUCGAACCCAGGAUCCCCAAUUGCAGGUUUAGAAUGUACACAGCUGUACUACAUGACAUAAGAAAAGUCAUAAAUGUGCACAAAUUUUCAUCACUUUCAUUUUGUAAUUUGCAAAAUCAUAAAGCAAAUAGUGGAUGCCAAUAACUAUGGUUAUAUCAGUCAUUACCCAGUGGGCACAAUAUUCAAGAGUGGCUCUGGUUAAACAUUGAAUCAAUGCUAAUUCAAUGCUGAAUCAACAUUGUUUGCAUUGAUUUGGAGUCAAAUUGGUGUUGCUCUUGGAUAUAAUGCCCAGUGGGUAGAUGUAGAUGGAUUAGAUUCACAAAUGACUGCUCUGAUACUGUUGAGCAUGUAGUGCUAAUUGUACUUACAGUUUUUAAUACAUUAUGUAGUUGUAUAAUUUUGGAUAAUUUUAGAAUAAGUUAUUUUAUUAGUGUGGCUGAAAUAUUGAAGAUUGAAAAGGGAAAGGAUUCACAUGCCAUAUAUUAGGCUGCAAAAGUCUAAAAGAGAAGUCAGUUGUUUUGAAAAACUGUGAAUUGGGUUUCACUGAAAAAUGACAUUGCAUAGUCUACUUUGUUUCACAUCAGCAUAGUUUCUUGUUAGGAAUGUAUUAAAUUAUCAAAAUGUUUUUCCUUCAGCGUUUCUUGAACACGUCAUAUAACUAUUUUCCCCCUUUUUUUCUUGAAUGCGAAUUUUGUUCUCUGGUUAAUUAUAAUGCUUUAAUUUUGUUUGCUUAUUGUAUAAAAUGAUGUAUGGUAUAAAUUAUUAACAGAAAACAGUAAAUACAGGUAUGCAGAAGACAUGUGACAAUUCAAACUGUCAUUUAGUGAGAUGGUGUGAUGUCAUUUAGUGAGAUGGUGUGAUGUCAUUUAGUGAGAUGGUGUGAUGUCAUUUAGUGAGAUGGUGUGAUGUCAUUUAGUGAGAUGGUGUGAUGUCAUUUAGUGAGAUGGUGUAAAGUCCAUUUAGUGAGAUUGUGUGAAGUCCAUAUAGUGAAAGAUGCUGGGAUGUCAUUUAGUGAAUGAGGGUGUGAUGCCCUGCAAGUUAUAUUCAGAUGGGAAGGUGUUUGGAGAGGCAACUUGUCAUUAUUUACUAUUUGGAUAGUACAUUCCUUACACUAAAUAUUUUGGAUAAGGCUUCCAUAUUCAAUAUUUCGGCCAUUUUUUUUAAAUUUUAUUGCCAGGCUUGUAAUAAUAGACAAUGCUGUAGAAAUUAAGAUUGUUGCAUGUUCUUAAGUUUUACGCCUGUAUCAGUUAUUAUAUCUUCCAUAAUUGCCACAUCUUUUUAAAGUACUUAAAAAUUGCAGCAAUGCUGUACAUGCUUUUAAUUUUUAAAUGUAUGAAUCGGUUACUUGAGGACACGGUUAUUUUCUAUUUAGGAAGUUCGUAACUGCCACUACUGAUUACACACAGAAAUCACAAUAGCGUGAUGCAUCAAUGAACAAAUCCACAAGGGGCGUGACGCUAGGGCACCCUUCGAGAAUGCAGAAAGUUCACCACCUGUUACACAGUAUGCUAUGUUGAAAAGUUGCAAUGUAUAAGUUGACUGAGUAAAUACCAAAUGGACACUUUGUAAUUUAAAUGCAAUUUUGUGCAUCAGCAUAUAAAAAAAAUUUUAUGGUGUGAUUUAAAACUUAAUGUUACUUCAUUGCUUGAAAUAUUAAGCAGGUUUACAAACUAAAGCUUUUGAAAAUUUAUUUAUAUUACUUUUCACAAGUCUCUAUAACAGCAUUGUAUUAUUUAAAUUUACAUUUAUCAAAACUAUUGGACCUCGUACUGUAAAGUGUCCUUAAUAGGUAGUACUGUACUGAAAUCAUUUUAAUUCUGCUGCAUAUUUUGAACUAUUGUGUGUUUGCAAUUGUAAAGUUCUACUGGUAAAUUGUUUUGCAUUUAAUUAAGUGUAUACAGUUGUGUUAAUGAGUGAAAUGUUGCAUACCAUGGAUAAUCAUACAAUUUUUACUUUACACCUUUUUACAUUUUAUAGAAAAGCAAUGCAUGAAUGAAUACUAGAAUAUAUUUAUAUUAUUAAAUUUGUGUAUAAUACAUAUGUAUCAUUUGGACAAAUGAUAGUGAAUGUGUUUCUCUCAUACACAAUUCACAAACAUAAAAAUGAGGGCAUUAAAUUUGCUAUAUUAAUUAUUUAAGAAUUUUCAUAUAAAGCAAUAUAUUGUUUUUAAUUAUAAAUUGAACCAAUAAAAUCUUUCCUUGUCCUUAAUACUUCUGGUGACUCGGAUACUUUUGAUAUCGUUCACCUUAUGCGUUUCUGUUCUCGUAUUGGCAUCCUUGGUGAUAUUUAGCGCCCUCUGAUUAUCCCGCACAUUUGAUGGUGCUACACAGCCUUCCCGGUUUGGUGUCUUCUUUUUGAUAAUUACUUGUCCUUAAUACAUAUCAGUAGCCUAUGCCAUUCAUAAGCAGUAUCCUUUGAAAUUUAAUUUGCCAAUGGCAACCAAAUUGGUUGUGACACUUGUGUAGGGUUAGGGUUACACUUGCUAUAUAAGCAAGACCUGAAAUUGGACUUAGUGUGGAGUUAGCACACUCGUAUAUGCAAGAGGACCUGGAAUCAGACCUAGGGUUGGGUCAGUAAACUCGUAUGUGCAAGAGGACCUGGAAUAAUGCCCUAGGUGUGGUAGAAUAACUGGGCACUGUUCCUUCCCUGUGUACCCAACAGGAACCUGGGACCAUGAAGGUUUCAAAGAGUACAGUAAUGUAAUUUAAUUUACAAAUAUUUGCAGACCUUUGUCUGAUUGUGACUUUUCUAAAAAGUCAACCAAUGUAGCUUAUUUGUUUCAAUAACUUUGGCAGAUUGUUUCACCCAUCCAAAAAAUCUAUUGUUAAAUCAGCUCAUGCCUAUCUCUUAACUAAAUCUAAAUUUGUCUAAUUUGAACUGAUUGGUGAAAGAGAUAGUCACAAAGUGGGUUCAGGAAUUAAACCAACAUAUUCGUUUAGCUAAGUAAGCUGAAAUAUUGAUGAACUAGUAACAAUUUAUGUAUUUAAGCUUGUAUCUUUUUUUUUCCUUCACAUCAUUUACUGUAUAUUAAAUCUCAUUUUUGGGAUAGAUACCUCGGACCAUGUGUUGAAACUCGGUUAGGUUAGUCUGCAUCAUGUUUUCUCAAGCUCACAUUUAAUCAGUUAAUUACUAUUGAGAGCAUGAGCAAACAGUGAAUAUGCAAUACUUAGCCCAGGGCAUGAACCCUGGGCUUCUUGCUUAUGCUUGCUUCUCUCUCUCUACAACCACUUGGGCUGGGAAGUAGAGUGAUGGUCUUGCUUCAAGCAGGUCGGUGUUCAAUCCCCAACCGUCCAAGUCAGUGUCUGUCUCGCAUACACACACACCAUUCUGCCAUUUAGGGCAAACCUUUGCUUUGUUUUAACCGUUGUUUAAUACAUUAUUACAUGUUU